Molecule: messenger RNA, 1059 nt
Organism: Tribolium castaneum (red flour beetle)
Lineage: Eukaryota; Metazoa; Arthropoda; Insecta; Coleoptera; Tenebrionidae
Gene: Osi10a
Product: Osiris 10a
Exons: 5
Coding region: 58-813 (251 amino acids)
Cellular component (GO): membrane
Source: RefSeq, a predicted model, not a curated record
UGACUAUUGUCUAGUAUAUAUGAUCCUCUCUGCGAAUUUCCCUCUUAUUUCAGAAAAAUGCCACUAUACACACACACAUACUCCAUAAUUUGGUUCUUUGUGAUUAUUUCUGCGUCGUGUAAUAGUGUUAGUCACCCUUCAGUGGGCGAAUCGUUUAGACAGUGUCUUAUUUCGCAACCCUCCGUUAGUUUGGGACAUUGUUUUGGUGUGGGGGCUAUUAGUAAAUUACGAAGUUUGGACAGUGACCAAGAAUUUGAUUUAAUUGACGGUGUUACUUUGAGCAGGAACCAGCAGGAAUACAGAGAAACGUACAGUUUUGCUGAUAAAGAUCCAGGAGAUUUUCGAACGUGGAUCGACUCUCUCAGCCAUGUAUUCUCUCACCGGAGUUUACAAUGGGAUAUGGGAUUUCUGUACCCUGGACUUUUUAUGCGCGUGGCGCCCUCUACCAAUCCUGGAGGCCAAUUAGAGUUUAUGCUAGAUCCACAACGCGAAAUCCUCAACAAACACUCGAUCAAAGAGUUCGGUACAGGUCGACUACUUGCGCGCCAGUUUCUUGUACCGUUUCUAUUAGGGUUCAAGUUCAAUGUUGCCACUCUUAUUCCGAUUAUAUUCGGAUUAUUGGCGCUACUGGCCAAAAAGGCAAUCAUUUUGAGUAAAAUUGCACUGGUCAUUAGCAGUGCCUAUGGCUUGGGAACUUUAUUGUUGGGAAGUAACGGCAACCGCGUGCCCAAUCAUUACCAAAUGGGCGGUUUUAACCCUGGAUUUGGCGGAGGUUCCCAAUAUCACCACCACAAUAGCUAUAAACAAGAAUAAGAUCACCUACAAGUACCUCUAUAACAAUUUCCCGAAGAUGAGUAUCCGGAGGUGUAUUACCGUGGGACCAUAGAAAAUAACAAUGUGGACCAAUUACGAGUUCAUGGGAAAAUCCAAAAACUUUAUACGGACGAGAAAACCACUCAAGGUCGAAAUUUCGCGUGGAGUGAAGACGAAAAAAUUCAAAAAUCCACUUAAAAAUCUCAAUUUUGUAUUUUUUUAAACAAAUAAAUAAUAAUAAAAUAA